Colias croceus (clouded yellow) is the source of this 2395-nucleotide messenger RNA. RefSeq lists its product as uncharacterized. The coding region runs from base 194 to 2008 and encodes 604 amino acids. The transcript is spliced from 5 exons. Lineage: Eukaryota; Metazoa; Arthropoda; Insecta; Lepidoptera; Pieridae. The record is from RefSeq and is a predicted model, not a curated record.
AGUUUACGAUUGUCAACGUCACGUAUUCGAACGGUCAGUUUGAAAAUAGAAGGCUGAUUUGGAUUCGGCCUUUGCCCUUAGAAAAAAAAAUUGUCUAUGCUUUUUAAAUGGAUUCCCGCCAGUGAACGUGUGUUGUGAUAUUAAUAGUUUUUAUUUUUAUUUUAGCGGUGCUUUUUGUGUUUGGAAAUUAAUCAUGAUGCUGCGGUGGUGUGUUGCGGUAGCGCUGCUCGCGCUCGUCUGCGCGGACGCAUCCGAUACACACUCGAGUCGCUUCCAAACGAAAAAAAUAAGAUCUAGGAACGCUGAACAUGGCGAUUCAGAUGAAAUGAUAAGUCAACUUCUGCAUUGGAUUCAGGGAUUUUCUCAGCAAAGGAAUAGAAAAGCUCGCCAGUAUUUCGGAGGGAAGCCUGAAAGACCACGACCUUUUGAGCCCGCUUCUUACCUCCCACCAGUGACGGGAUAUCCUCCAGCAGGGUCGCGACCAACGCCAUCCUACAGCGAAGGACCUUCACCAACAUACCAACCAAGUUCGCCGUACCAACCUUCAGAAACACCUUCUCAACCGAAUUAUCCCUCAAGCUUCCAACCAAACCAGCCAACUUCGCCAACAUACCAACCACCACAAACUUCUUAUCAACCUCCGCAGACAUCUUAUCAACCGCCGCAAACAUCGUACCAACCCCCUCAAACUCCUGAACAACCUGCGGAUAAACUGACUCAUACUUAUCAACCCACCUUUUUCCCCAAUCAACAAGUAACAAACCAACCGAGCCAACCUUCUCCAAACCAGCCCGAGCAAACAGAUGAACCAACCCAAGACGGAUUUAUUCCGAACCAAACGUCUCCAUCUCAACCUAAUCAGCCAAGCAAUCCUGAAGGAACUGCACCUACAUACGAAACAUCUCAACAAACAGAGGGAACUCAAAAACCACAAGAGAACGACUAUGUUCCAGCUCCUUCAGAACCUGACGAUGACGACAGACAUCCUCCACAUAUUCACGCUAUUUCUGUUGAAUGUGGCAAAGAAAUGAUGACAAUUAACAUCGAGUUCAACAAAGCUUACAAUGGAAUCAUCUACUCCCAAGAUCACUACAAAGAAUCUGAAUGUAUUUACGUCAGGGAAAACUCGAAUCAAGCAAAAUACUCUUUUACCGUUAGUUUGAAUACAUGUGGUACAAGAUUCUUCAGUGAUUUCGAAAACGAGGGACAGGCUUAUCUUGAAAACGUUUUGGUACUGCAAAACGAACCAGGAAUUCAAGAAGUCUGGGAUCACAUACGCAGAGUGAGAUGUCUAUGGGAAGGAAAUCUGACUAAGCAAUUAGUGUCUUCGUUGAGUGUUGGUAUGUUGAAUCAAGUGACAAGCAAUUUCAGCGGUGAUACAGCCAUGGCUCGUUUGGACAUUCAAACUGGUAGAGGACCUUUUGCACCCGAAGCAAACGGCUUAAUCAAGAUUGGAGAAGUCAUGACUCUUGUAGUUUCUGUCACAGGAGACGCCGGUUUUGACAUCCAUGUGCAAGAAUGUAUAGCCAGAGACGCAGAUAACAACAACGUUGUACCUCUAACCGAUUCAAACGGUUGCGUGCUCAAACCGAAACUAUUUGGAGCGUUCCAGAAAACUAGAGAAACUGGUAACACAGGAGCAUCUAUAAUAGCAUAUGCGUACUUCAACGCUUUCAAAUUCCCAGAUGAAAUGGACCUGAUCAUUCAAUGUGAGGUCGAAUUGUGUAAGACAGAUUGUGAAGUGUGUCCAAACCCGGGAAGCACAGAGCCCAGAAGGAAAAGACGAGACGUCAUUCACGUAGGUAAUAGAACAAUGGAGCCAGUGACAACAAUUGGAAAAGGCUUGAGGGUUGUGUUUGCUGAAGAUUUGCCUCGAGAGCCAGAUUUCUGCGUAUCUCCUGUAGCAGCAAUAUGGGGAGGAUUCAUGGUACUUCUAGGAUCUUUAAUGAGCAGUAUCAUAGUGUCGUUCUGUUGGCAAAAGGCACACAACGAUGUGAAACUAUCGUAAAUAAUGUAAUUUAUAUUUUUAAAUACUCAGAAGUACAAAAGGUUUUGAAGUUUACGAAAAAUUAAGAAGUGUAGAGAAUAAUCGGUAUUGUAGAUAGAUGCUGUAAUAUACUUUUAAUAUUAGAUUUUAAGUUAAACUUUUAUAAAGAUCCUGUAAAAAAAGUAAAAGGAUGUUGAAAAUCUAUGGUUUUCGGUAUUUUGUAACGAAACACUGCCAAUAAUGCCUGAUAGUUACUUUAACUCAGUUUUUUAAUAAAUAAGAAGUCAUUUCAUAAGCUUUUAGUUGCCUAUUUAUAACAAACUUACACAAACAUAAUGUUAGAUAAAAUAAGUAUUUUUAAUUUAUAUGUGAUGUACAUAAUAGUUUAAAUAUAAAGUUUAAAUAUUA